Oryctolagus cuniculus (rabbit) is the source of this 13379-nucleotide messenger RNA. RefSeq names its product calcium voltage-gated channel auxiliary subunit beta 2 (gene CACNB2). Gene Ontology annotation, cellular component: voltage-gated calcium channel complex. The record is from RefSeq and is a predicted model, not a curated record. Gene Ontology annotation, biological process: calcium ion transmembrane transport. Lineage: Eukaryota; Metazoa; Chordata; Mammalia; Lagomorpha; Leporidae. Gene Ontology annotation, molecular function: voltage-gated calcium channel activity; protein binding.
UUUUAAAUAAUUUAUUAUAGCAUCUGUAUUUGAAGGAUGCUUAAUUUUUUUAAAGGUUUAUUAUUUACUUUAAAGGUAGAGCUAUAGAGAGGCAGAGAGAGAGAGAGAGAGUUAGAUCUUCCAUCUGCUGGUUCACUCACCAAAUGGCAGCGUCGGCUGGAGCUGCACUGAUCCAAAGCCAGGAGUCUGGAGCCUCCUCCAGGUCUCCCAUGCGGGUGCAGGGGCCCAAGCACUUGGGCCAUCUUCUGCUGCUUCCCCAGGCCAUAGCAGAGAGCUGGAUCAGAAGUGGAGCAGCCAGGACCUGAACUGGUGCCCAUAUGGGAUGCCAGCCCUGCAGGCGGCGGCUUCACCGGCUGCGCCACAGCCCAGGACCCUAGGUUUUUUAAGAAGAUAUUUGUGAUGUGAAUUUUCCAGUAGGUGGAAUUUCAGAUGUAGCAACAAUGGAAAAGGAAAAUAAUCCAGAGGUAGGAAUGUUUUGUAGAAAGACAGGAUGAUUUGGGGGGAAACUUCUAGAAGGUGAACUUCUGAAAGCGAGAUAGUGACUAAGGCUCAGGGUGGAAAACAUCUGUUGUAUGGUUAGGUUGGUUAACUAAGCCAUCAUGUGCUCCUCCAGGACAGCUUAUCACGAUACUUUUUAUCUGUUGUAGAGGAGACAGGACGGUGUUUAAAGGCUAAAGAUUCAGGAGUCAAACUUCUUAAGUAGAAAUCCUGACUCCGCCAUUGCGUUCGCAAUUCACUUCACAGUGCCUUGAUUUCUUUUAUUUUUUUUUAUUUAAAGUGGAGAUAAAAGUUUUACUUGGAGCUCCUGAGAAUCAAAGGAUGAUCUGUGUGAAGAGCUGAGAAUAUUAUAGCGACUGGAAUUUAGGAGUCAGUACAUCUACUACUAUUCUUCAUCUUUGCCACUCAUCAUUUAUAUAGGUAGAAAUAGGUACAGAUAUGUCAUAGAAUUCCACAAUCUGUCGGGACUGUUUCAAGGCAAAUUCAGAGAAAAUACAUGUUUCUCCUUCUUAGUGUUUCCAAACAAAGAGAAAAAUCAAAAUAGCUGCUGGGAAACACUUUAUCCUGGUGCCAUCAUAGAUUGGUUCAGGAAAUGUGACAUUAUGAAUAAUGUGCCUUGCCUUUUUGCACUCAGGGAAUGGUGUUCUCUUCCUUAUAUACAUAUUGCAUUUCCGUACAGUUACAAUGAACGCAUGGAGUGGUUGAAUAGGGGGGCCUGGAAGAUUUUACCACAUGAAUGCCCUUGGCCUUUUCCCUUUGUCUGCUCAGGGCUUCUCCUUCCAUCAGCAUCUAAGUAUGUCCCCCGCAUUGGCCACUACGUAGUACCAGGCUUAAAGUUCUAGUAGAGAAAGAUUGGGCUAAAAAUGUGGAAUAACAGGGAGUAGAGGUUUUGUUUUCCGACUCUGCUUGUUCAGAAUUUGAGUGAAAUGAGAUCAAUUGAAAGGAAAUAAACAGCUACAGAAACUCAGCAAAUCAACCCUGUUGGGGACUGGGGGGGUGUGUGCAUGUGGAGAAGCAAGCCAGGAAGCUGAGCACCUGGGAGAGGUCCUUCUGAUGUUUUCCCUUGUGCUGGAAAGUGGAGGCUGGCUUUCAGGGGCCUUUCGGGAAUGAGCGAGGGGGGAGGAAAGAAGGGAUUAUUGGGAAGUGUCGCUGUGGGUUCUAGGGUUCUUUGAGCUAUACAGUUAUGUAUUUGAUUUUACCUGACUAGUUUUGAUGCUGCAUUGCACUUACUUCAGCGUGACAGCAGUAAUAGAACCAGGGUUUAUUAGGAUUACAUAGUGCUUUAGCAGUCUCGAAUGCACGGUGUGAUGUCUAACUACAACACCUACUACGUUUUAAACUAGCCAUGACGACGUGAACACAUUGUGUGGUUAUUGGUAACUUCACAAGUAUGACUUCUUCUCCCCUGCUGGCAUUGAUGUGGUUGUGUUGUUUACUUCUGCUGCUCUCUGUAUAGAGGUAGUGAACAGACAAACGAUGGCACUCUUAUUACUCAGAAGCAAUGCUUCAAUGUUGUUCCAAAGACCCAAACCAACAGGGGCCAGCUUGGUGGUGCAGCCAGGUAAGCCACUGCCUGCACUGUCAGCUUCCCUGAGUGCUGUUCAAGUCCUGACCUCUCCACUUCUCAUCCAGCUCCCUGCUAAUGUGGCUGAGGGGCAGUGAAGGAUGGCCUGAGUACUUGGGCCCUUCCCACUUAUGUGGGAGACCUGGAUGGGGUUCCAGGCUCCUGGCCUCAGCCAUGGCAGCUAUCUGGGGAGUGAGCCAAUGGAUGGAACAUCUCUCUCAGUAUCUGUGACUUGCUGUCUGUCUGUCAGCUCCCUCCCUGGUCAUUCUACCUUUCAGGUAGGUAGGUAGGUAGAUCUGUCCUCAAUCAAACAAAUCAUAGUAUAUAAAAAGCAAACCCAAUGUGGUGAGAAAUAAAUGGCAAUUUAGAGAAAAAAAGAUGAUCAGUUCUAUAGAAUCUGGGAUAACAUAGUGGGUUUUUACAAAACUUUUAAAUUUAUUUGAGAGAGACAGAGACAGACACCGUUAGAGUACUUGCCUGCUGGUUCACUCCCCAUGUAACGGUGUUGGCCAGGGCUGGGCUGGGACCAAAGCCAGGAGGCCAGAACACAAUCCACGUCUCACACAUGGGUCGCAGCAAUUACUGGAGCCAUCCCUGCUCCCUCCCAGGUUCUGCAUUAGCAGGAAGCUGGCGACAGGAACUGGAGCCAGGAAUCAAAACCGGGCACUCCGAGUUAGGGCAUGGACAUCUUAACCACUCGGCUAACCACCUCCCUUACUGUGGUGGUUUUUGAUGGCUAAAAAGUAGAGUUCAGUGGAAGAUACAAGGGGCCAGGUAGAGUUUUAGUUCAGGAUCCUGAGGAGAGGAAUGAGAUUAGGACCAAGAAUAGAAGCAAAUUUGAACAAACAUGAGCAGAAAGGUCCAUCAUGCACUGCUAUUGGAGAUGGAUCUUCAGAAAAGCCUGGAAAUAUCCAGAAAUGGGACUUUGGGAAUGUGUAUCUUUUACAUUGGGUUUCAUUUUUCUGUUUUUUUUUUUUUUUUUGCAUUUAUCUCUUUUAAUUCCUAAAUAUCUCCCAGAUUCAUCCACUUCUCUCCCCUUCCGCCUCCAGCUCCUUAGCUAAGAUGUUGUCUUUUACUUGGAUAACGCAGCAGCUUCUUAGCUGGUCUCCUGCUUCCUCUCCAGCUGACUGGGAUCUAGCCCAGCUCUCCUGCCAGGGUACAGGGCAAAUGGUACCCAUCCGACCCUACCGUGCCUCUUGGCUGUCUGAGUGGAGUCCCACUGCUCUGACUAUAAAGAUAAAGAUGCCCUUCAGGGUCCUCAGGACUGGUUGAUCACCUGCCUCUAACCUCCUCUCUCUCUGUCCUUCAGCUGCUUUAAACACUGCUCUCUUUGGCUCUCUCUUUGGCCCUAAGACCUUUGUAAAGAACUUCCCUUCUGCUGGGAGUGGCUGCUGCACUCCUCUUCCCACCUCAUCUCCCCUGUGUUUGGUUAACUCCUCCCCCCAGGCGCCUCAGCUUCCCCAGAGAAGUGUUCUCUGAUCCGUGUCAUUCCAGAAGAUGUAUGCGUGCUCGUCAUUUUCAUAGUAUCUCUACUUCCAUUCAGAGAACUUACCAGCCUAUAAUCACAUGUUUAUGUGAUCCUUGGAUUCAAAUUCUCUUGCUCCCUGGAUUUUCCAGCCCUCUGUAAUCAAGGAUGUUGGUUAUUUUAUUUACCCUUUUUAUUGCUGGUGUCCAACAGAGACGUGCACGGUGAAAAUCAAUUGACAGGGACUGUUGACUGCGUGGAUGAAUACUGGUCCAUUUUUCACUUAUAUUGAGAAUAGUGAAGAUGGUUUUGGUGCAUUUAAGAAUGCCAGGCUCUGAACGGUUGCGGCUCAGCAGCAUACUAGGCAGGUGGAGCACCGUGGGUCUAUGUGCUGCGUGUCUCUGAGGAGAGACACCUCUUUCCUGAAGCCACAGCCACAAGGAGAGCCCUUGGCACAUGGGAGGCAUCAGCUCUGGCUAGUAACCUCCAGUUCCAGCACACAAGGCUUUGGAUACCUGGCUUUAGCCCUCAUUUUCAGAGUUUCCUUCACUGAGGAAGCACUUCAUCCAGUUUUUUUAAAAAGUAUGUAUUUAUUUGAAAGGCAGAGUUAUGGAGAGACUGGGUGAGACAGACGGACACACACACAGAGAUUAAUCUUCCAUCUGAUGGUUCACUCUGCAAAUGGCCACAAUGGACAGGGCUGGGCCAGGCAGAAGCCAGGAGCCAAGAGCUUCAUCUGGAUCUCCCAUAUGGAUGACAAGGGUCCAAGCACUUGGGCCAUCAUCCACUGCUUUUCCCAGACUAUUAGCAGGGAGCUGGAUCUGAAGAGGAGCAGCUGAGACAUGAACCAGCACUCUCUGGGAUGUCAGUGUUGCAGGUGGUAGCUUUACCUGCUACACCACAGUGCUGGCUCCUAUCCAAUGUUGAGCAUUUGCUGUGAACUUUAACCUUCCUCGCUAAUAGUGACGUAGAAAGUGAACAGUAAAGAAACCUUAAUUCUCCCACUUCAUAAAAACUUAUCCAGGAAUAAAUUUUAGAUUUUUUAAAAAGUAUCUGUCAUUGGUGUCACAUAUAUUUAUCUGUAGUGUUUUAAUUGCUUGCCCUUAAUAUUUACUUCUCCUUGUCACUUUUUGACAUUUUACUCUUAAUAUAUCUCAUCUUUUUGUUAUACAAAAUAGCUAAUUUAACAAUUCAUUAGGUUUGCAAUUUAGCUACAUGAUCCCAGCAGUUAGUUUUAUUGACUUUAUUUGAUUUGACUUUAGUAGAUUAGAUAGACAUUUACUGCGGAUAAGUACAGAAGCUCAAAAGCUUCAGAUUUCUCACUCACCCUGAACUGUUGGCCAGUUUUCUUAGACCACAUAGUUGGGGGGUUUCUUUUCCAAGUUCUUAGUGAAGCAACAGGUAUUUCCUCAGUGAAAAGCUGGAAUGGUGUUGUGGGUCCUCCCAGGUGAGGUGUGAGUGUCGCUGUGGUGGUCUGGGCACAGCACUGUGUCCUGGGCUCCUGACCCUUCCCUUCCACUCUUGAGCAGUUCUUGGCGCUCCCAUGCCCCUACCUCCUCUGCAGUUUUGGAGUCUGUCAAUUAAUUAUUCAUUCCAGAAACACUUUGAGGUGCUUUUAAAAUACAGAGUUAGCUUCUAAAACUGAGGUCAAAGUAAACGUGACUUAAUAGCACGGAAGUUUCCUUCUCCUUCAUGCUGUGGUCCCAGUGGAGGUGAGUACCCUGGUAGGAACUGGGGGGCAGCUCCUGGUCCCAGGGACUCCGGUGUUUCCCAUCUUGUGGCUUCAUUCUCUUGAAUGUGCAGCUUUCUUUGCGUGGACAGUGGUUGAUGCAGCACUCAGCGGGGUACUUCCAGGCCAAGCAGAACUAGGAAAAGCAGAAGGGGCAGGCACACUCCUUUCCCACUCAAGGAUAUGAUGUGAGUGUUGCUAUGUGACAUUUCAGCUUUGUCACUUGACCGCAGUUAACCUGGCUACCCAGUUUGCAAGGGAGGCUGGGAUAUUUGUCCCAGUGCAACAGCCAUACAUUCAUAUCUAUUACUAAAGAGAAAGUAAAGAGUGGGUCACAAGAUGACAACUGCAAGUCUUUGUUUUUUUAUUUUUAAGAUUUAUUUAUUUUACUUGAAAGUCACAGUUACACACAUGGCGGAGGGGAAGGAGAGGGAAGCAGAGAGAGAGGUCUUCCAUCCAUUGGUUCACUCCCCAAUUGGCCGCAACGGCCGGACCUGAGCCCAUCCGAAGCCAGGAGCUUCUUCCAAGUCUCCCACAUGGGUGCAGGGGCCCAAGGACCUGGACCAUCUUCUACUGCUUUCCCAGGCCGUAGCAGAGAGCUGGAUCAGAAGUGGAGCAGCCGGGUCUCGAACCAGCACCCGUAUGGGAUGCCGGCACUGCAGGCAGCAGCUUUACCCGCUACGCCGUAGUGCCAGCCCCUGUUGUUUUUCUAUAUGUCAGUUACUAUGCUAAGUGCUAGGGAUGCAGAGAUGAAGUAGGGCUGGCUUUGGGGAAGAACUCAGCUGAGUUCAGAGUCUUUGUGUGUAUCCUGGGUGUCUGAAUAGAAGCAUGAAUAUUUCAUCUGUGUACAUUCUUCUUGUACAUUCUAAAUAAUUAUUUUUUGUGCGAACCUCUGUGCCUUUGCAUUCACUGCCCCAUUGCCUAGGGCUCUCUCUUCCCCCAUUUUCCACUGAAUGCAAUUUUACUCAUCCUGGAAAGGCCAGCCCAAGUGCCCCUAUUUCUGUGAAACCUGUAGUGUCCUUCCAGGGAUAGUUGGGAGAUGUUUCCUGGUAUUCCCAUUUGCACAUAAACACAGUGUCAUCUUGCCUCUGUUAUAAGUGCCUAGACUCAUACAUGACUGAACUGUACUCAGUUCAUUUCCCUAGCACCUUAGCACAGUGAUGAGCAAAUGGAAGGUGCUCUGUAGAUGUUUGCCAAAUCAAAUUAGCUACUGCUUGGCAUUCUUUCAUGGAUUCUUGAAUGGGUGGGUGGAAUCUCUGAUGAACAGGGAAAUCUCUCUCAUUAUGUAUAAAAAUAUCAUAGCCAAUAAAAAGGUGAAUUGCAACUCAAAUUCAGCAUCAUAGAAGAGAUCAUUUCCCCAGUGUUUUCAUCCUGUUCUAACUUUAUUUUUAGUCUUUAUUUCUCUUCAGUUACUCUGUUAAAUGUGUAGUGAUUGAGGUGAGGAAGGGGCCUUAAAAUUUGAAUUUGAAUUAUAUGUUCUGUUAUAUUACUUAUAUUCCUCACCAAGGUCUCUUUAAAAAGUCAAAUUGAAAUUCUACCUAAUAGAAAUAUAUCUUGUAUGGUCCAGAAAAUGUUGAGUUUUUUCUAAACUCACUUCAGAAUCCAACCUGUAGCAUAAUCCAGAAAUUCCCUUUUACUCUGGGUUUCUAAUUUAAUCAUAAAAAUAUCUUUCUGUCAAUUUGUAGUCUAUUUCCUUUUAGUCUUUCAAGUAUAUAGAGGAUUAAUUAGCAUAUGAUGAAGACAUAGAAUUUUCAUAGACUUUGAAUCUCAUAAAUUAUGAGGUCUUACGCUGUUGCUUAUUAUUAUUAUUUUUUGACAGGCAGAGUGGACAGUGAGAGAGAGACAGAGGGAAAGGUCUUCCUUUACCGUUGGUUCACCCUCCAAUGGCUGCUGCAGCCACCACGCUGUGGCCAGCACACCGUACUGAUCCGAAGCCAGGAGCCAGUUGCUUCCCCUGGUUUCCCAUGGGGUGCAGGGCCCAAGUACUUGGGCCAUCCUCCACUGCACUUCUGGGCCACAGCAGAGAGCUGGACUGGAAGAGGGGCAACCGGGACAGAAUCUGGCUCCCCGACCGGGACUAGGACCCAGUGUGCCGGCACCACAGGCAGAGGAUUAGCCUAGUGAGCCACGGCACCGGUCACGCUGUUGCUUAUUUUAAUGAUAGACAAAACAUAUAAACAAGUUCUGCCUGUUACUUAUUGGUUAAAUGAGAAGACUGUGCUAACACAAGAAUUGUUUUCUGUCCUAAUGGACUCUUAGGUUAAUAAUAAUUACUAUUAUUAUAAUUACAUUGUUCUGUUGAAUUAUAGGUUUUAAGAAAACAUUGGUGAAGUGUUGAGAAUGAAUAGAUUUCCAUUUUCCAUGGGCCUGAAGAGCAUAAUGAUGGUUCUGAUCCGUAAUAUGAAAUAAUUAAUGUGCCUCCUUCAGUGGCAACAAUCUAGAGAGUGGCUUGGGUGUGCCUGGAGUGGAUUAGGAUCAAUAACUGUGGCUCACUGAAUCAUUGCUUAUUCGAAUGGUUGAUAUCAUACAAAUGAAUAGCUGAAUCCCCAAGUGCGUUCAUCAUUUCUCUCUCUUGGGUGUGACAUGCACAAGGCUGUUUAGCGAGAGUGUCAGGACCAGCUCAGUCUCUGAAAACUGUGUCUUUAGGGAAGGCUGUACGUCAUAGCUCACAGGGAGUAUUAACUUGGCAGCUCUGGCUUGAAAGGUAGCCUUAUUUAGUUUCUUGUGUCUAAAUCAUAGGUGAUACGGUCUCUUAUUAAUUAAUUAUGUCUGCUUGGUGUGCCUGCCAGGGUUAUGUUUAUGUAGCCUGCUUUAAUGUAGAAAAUGAAUAUUUGGCAGUGAGCACAAGAAACCCCGCAGCCGCAGUGGUGGCUGAGUCAGGUCCCGAGGCCACUCCAGGGAUGCCUCCUGUAGUCCCUGUGAAACGCGUGCUGCAGGACAAAGCCUCUGACAGUCUGGACGGUGCUUCUGUGGUCCUAGGAAUCCACAGUGGAUUCAAGUCUAGACUCCGCAGUUUUUCAGGGGAAGGGGAGGAGGGAGAAACAGCAAAUCAGCUCUGCCCAAAGGGUUUCCAGAGGCAUCAUUGAAUCCUGGAUGCUGUUGCCAGUCUGUGCCUUGCGAGGGAGGCAGGCAGAGCCGAGCAGCAGCGGGAGCAGCGGCGUUCACGGGAAGCAGUCACAUAAACAGCAGCAGGAGUAGGCGAAAUGCAAGACUGUCUGAUGUUUGACAAUCUCCCUGGUUGAGAAUGGCUCCUGUAAAAACGUUGCCAAGGAAUCCUGACGAAUUGGACAGUCCUCACUGGGUGUUAGCAGUAGUUACUUCAGGAGAAUAAAUGCUGCUUUCAGUAGAUUCUUGCCAAGAGGCAACCCCCCUGAAGAAGAGGAGCUCAAAUUACCUGGAAACAAAGACCCACAGGGGGGACCAAAGUUUUGGCAUGCCCACAGGAAUGGUGGUGUGGGUAGAAACUACCUAGGAGGCAGAAGCUAAGUGUUGAUUUGCCCAUGCCUCGUACCUGGGAGUGGAAGGUGGGAAGAAAUGGACAGUGGCCGUGACGAGAAGACGAGGCACAGUGCAGCUCGGUGAGGCCACGCGCUGACUGCCUUCUGCCCCCUCUUCAUGCAGUGCUGCGGGCUGGUACAUCGCCGGCGAGUACGGGUGUCCUAUGGUUCGGCAGACUCCUACACCAGCCGUCCAUCCGAUUCAGAUGUGUCUCUGGAGGAGGACCGGGAGGCAGUGCGCAGAGAAGCUGAGCGACAGGCCCAGGCCCAGUUGGAAAAAGCAAAGACAAAGCCUGUUGCAUUUGCUGUUCGGACAAAUGUCAGCUACAGUGCUGCCCACGAAGAUGAUGUCCCAGUGCCAGGCAUGGCCAUCUCAUUUGAAGCAAAAGAUUUUCUGCAUGUUAAGGAAAAAUUUAACAAUGACUGGUGGAUAGGGCGUUUGGUUAAAGAAGGCUGUGAAAUCGGAUUCAUUCCAAGCCCGGUCAAACUAGAAAACAUGAGGCUACAGCAUGAACAGAGAGCAAAGCAAGGGAAAUUCUACUCCAGUAAAUCAGGAGGAAAUUCAUCAUCCAGUUUGGGUGACAUUGUACCUAGUUCCAGAAAAUCUACACCUCCAUCAUCUGCUAUAGACAUAGAUGCUACUGGCUUAGAUGCAGAAGAAAAUGAUAUUCCAGCAAACCACCGCUCCCCUAAACCCAGUGCAAACAGUGUAACGUCACCCCACUCCAAAGAGAAAAGAAUGCCCUUCUUUAAGAAGACAGAGCACACUCCUCCGUAUGAUGUGGUGCCCUCCAUGCGACCCGUGGUCCUCGUGGGCCCUUCCCUGAAGGGGUAUGAGGUCACAGAUAUGAUGCAGAAAGCGCUGUUUGAUUUUUUAAAACACAGAUUUGAAGGGCGGAUAUCCAUCACAAGGGUCACUGCUGAUAUCUCGCUUGCCAAACGCUCAGUGUUAAACAACCCCAGUAAGCAUGCAAUAAUAGAAAGAUCCAACACUAGGUCAAGCUUAGCGGAAGUUCAGAGUGAAAUUGAAAGGAUCUUUGAACUUGCAAGGACACUGCAGUUGGUAGUCCUUGAUGCGGAUACUAUUAACCAUCCAGCUCAACUUAGUAAAACCUCUUUGGCCCCUAUUGUAGUGUAUGUGAAGAUUUCUUCUCCUAAGGUUUUACAAAGGCUAAUAAAAUCUCGAGGGAAAUCUCAAGCUAAACACCUUAAUGUCCAGAUGGUAGCAGCUGAUAAACUGGCUCAGUGUCCUCCAGAAUUGUUUGAUGUGAUCUUAGAUGAGAACCAGCUUGAGGAUGCUUGUGAGCAUCUUGCCGACUAUCUGGAGGCCUACUGGAAGGCCACCCAUCCUCCCAGCAGCAAUCUCCCCAACCCUCUCCUUAGCCGUACUUUAGCUACUUCAGCUCUGCCUGUCAGCCCCACCCUCGCCUCUAAUUCACAGGGUUCUCAAGGAGAUCAGAGGACUGAUCGCUCUGCCCCUGCCCGUUCUGCUUCCCAGGCUGAAGAAGAACCUUGCUUGGAACCAGCAAAGAAAUCCCAGCACCGGUCUUCCUCCUCAGCCCCACACCACAACCAUCGCAGUGGUACAAGCAGAGGCCUCUCUAGGCAAGAGACAUUUGACUCAGAAACCCAGGAGAGUCGAGACUCUGCCUAUGUGGAGCCGAAGGAAGAUUAUUCCCAUGAACAUGUGGACCACUAUGCUCCACACCGUGACCAUAAUCACCGAGAUGAGACCCACAGGAGCAGUGACCACAGACACAGGGAAACCCGGCACCGUUCCCGGGACAUGGAUCGAGAGCAGGACCACAAUGAGUGCAACAAACAACGAAGUCGUCAUAAAUCCAAGGAUCGCUACUGUGACAAGGAUGGAGAAGUAAUAUCCAAAAAACGGAAUGAGGCUGGGGAGUGGAAUAGGGAUGUUUACAUCCGCCAAUGACUUGUGCCCUUUUGUGUUUUUUUUUUUUUAAGUCUUGUAUAAGCGCACCCUCAGAUGAAAUCUUUGGGGUCUACAUUGAAAUCAUAUGUGAUCUGUCUUGUGUAUUUUGUAUUGCUGUUGCUCAAGUAGCAAUAGCAUGAAAUAGAGUAUUAAUAUACUUUUUUUUUCUUUUUUAAGUGCUAUAUAAAUUGGCCUGGUACAGCUGAAUUCACAAACUGUGUUGGGUAGCUGCCACUUGAACAAAAUCUGUUGCCACACAGGUGAUUAGCGUUUCAAGAAACAUAGUUGAUCCAUCCAGCAAGCCAGAAUCAGCACAGAUAAGUGGAAUUUCUUGUUUCCCAGAUUUUUAAUACACAGAUACCUUAUUUGCAUAUUCAUUUAUUCAUGGACCACUGUUUCUUGCUUGUACCUCUGGCUGACUAAAUUUGGGAACAGAUUCAGUCUUGCCUUACACAAAGGGGAUCAUAAAGUUAGAAUCUAUUUUCUAUGUAUUAGUACUGUGUACUGUAUAGACAGUUUGUAAAUGUUAUUUCUGCAGACACCUUAUUAUAAUUAUAUAUAAUAUAUAUAUAUACAAUCAGUUUGAUCACACUAUUUUAGAGUCUUAAUGCCAAGUCAGCAGAUUUGCUUUAUGAAUUACAGGGACUAGAAAUACCCACAUUCAGGAAAUUUGUAAUAACAUUGUCUAGACACCUAUCCCCACUCUAAUAGAAAGUCUGUAUAUACUGUAAAUAUGUGUGAUUGCUUGACUUGAAAAGAUUUGAUUUCUAAAUGUUAUACCAUCCUGUAAGUUUAUAAUUUUGACCAUAAAUUAUGGCAAAUAUACCAAACUCAAAGGUUGUUCUACUCCAUACAGUUCACACUAAUUGUGACAAACACAUUCUUAGUAGCUAGUGUCUGUUAUAGUCACUGCACUGGAAUAUGAGCCGGAACCCGCUGUAUGCACGUGCGUGUGUGUCUGUAUGUAAGAGUGUGCACGAGUGACCGGUUGAAAUAAACUCAAAUGCUGAAGACUAGUGAAGAAAUUAGAGACUGGUCUCUAGAAUUCCAGCCACCUGGCUUUGUAUUUAAUUGUGCUAUGUGUUGCUUUAACAAUCAAUCCAUCAAGCAGUCAGGGAACGUGAGGAAGCUUGCUGCCAAAGUAACUAGGAAAGCAUUCAUGCGCUGGUCCUUGUUUUCGCUCCUAGAGAGUGAAAAUACAGGCGACUUUUACUGUGAGUGUUUCACUGGAAAUGUACAAUCUUUGUGUGUCAGAGUAUUUGUUUUAGUAAGAAACGUUUACACAGCUUGUGGACUUACUUCAUAGGAAAAUAAAUUUUUAUAACUUCUCCCACUUUAUUUUCUAACCUUGCCUAUUGUUCCUGUUUAUUUCCCAAUUACCUAUAAUUCUCCCCCACCCAACUUAAACAGUUUCAUUGUCUGUGAGAACCCAGGAAGUGCUUCUUAAAACCAAAGUUUCUGUUGUUCAGAAUUAACCAGGGCAAAAUGGGUAACUUGAAGUGAAUAAAUUGUUAAGAAUGUUUCAUACACUAGAUAUCUACUCGUAAGAGGAAUCUAGAACAUACUAUCCCCACACCUCCAAAGCACUGCUGUAUGAAGCUUACAAUGUUAUUAAGUGUACAUUUUCCUCUAGUUACUACUGGAUAGGUAAACCAGUAUUAGGUGUGCAAGUACUCAGCACCUGAAGUUUGUCCCGGGAAAAUGCUUAUCAUUGCCUACUUCAGAUCUGUAUCUUAAUUUAUUUAACAAAAUAGUUACCGUGAACUCUUGUUUUGCUACCUUAUCUCAGUUUCUUCCUGAAUGACUUACAUUUAACCAAUUUCCCCCACCCCCAAGAAAACUGUUUUAAAACUGUAUUACAAACACAGUAUUUUAACAGUUAAUAUAUGAAAAAUAUGCCUCAGAUUCAGUCUAUUUGUUAAUUAGCUCUGUACUAAUUUUUGACAAUUUUUUACAAAUUGAGAAACUAUUCCAGUCAAAACGCUUUCAUAAAAUAUUUGUGAUCAGCUUUCAUCAGGCUGAUCACUAGUCCAAUCCUUUCCUACAUAUGUACUUAUCCAAAUUAAUGACUUUGGAAUAUUUAAAUUCUUGAAGUAUAACUGGUAACUACCUUACUUGCUGCUAUCAUUAAUCCCUUCCAAAGAACUUAGUUUUCCACUUUACUGUGGAAAAUAUUAGUGCAAAUCAAAGUAGUCCUCAAACACCAAACUGAAGGAUUUGACAUAACAGCAUCUAUACAUGAAAACUGUAUAGUGGUCAUAUGCAUAAACAGUGUGCAGUCAAUUUGUAAAUGAAGAAAUCAUCCCAAGAAUAGAGGGAUAUUUACUGACUUGUGGAAUGUAAAAUUAUAGUCUCUUCACACAGCAAAGGCUUAAUCGUAGUUGUAGAAUCAUGACUUUUGUAGUCAACUUAGAAAUGCUGGAAAUGUACUGAAUAGUUCUUUGUUAUAACCAUUUCAGGUUUUCCUAUGCUCUUUCUCUACUGCUCAUUUAAGUUACUGUUACAAAAAGGUGCUGCUAAAUGUAGGAUGUCUUAGUCUUUCUGUAUUUUGGGACAAUGCCACAUUUUAACAUGGUCUGCUAUGCAUUCCUGUUAAACAAACAUUCACUGUCAGCCACACUGAACUGUUCAACAAACUUGGUUUAAAGUCAUUCAUAUAAAACAAAUAAAGAGCUGGCUUCUGCACUGUU